Messenger RNA from Ipomoea nil (Japanese morning glory), 1410 nucleotides. RefSeq lists its product as uncharacterized. The coding region runs from base 1 to 1410 and encodes 469 amino acids. Gene Ontology annotation, molecular function: nucleic acid binding; zinc ion binding. The record is from RefSeq and is a predicted model, not a curated record. The transcript is spliced from 2 exons. NCBI's taxonomy places the organism in Eukaryota, Viridiplantae, Streptophyta, Magnoliopsida, Solanales, Convolvulaceae.
AUGGAAUUCCCAAGAGAAGGUCUUUCAGACAAUAGACCACCAGCCCUACUUGGCACAAACUUCUCCUAUUGGAAGGCUCGAAUGCAGAUAUACAUCUUAGCACAAGGUGAAGGUGUCUGGAAUGCGAUAGAAAAUGAAUGGAAAACUCCAGUCGAUGACAAAGGUAAUCCAAAACCUAGAAUUGACUGGAGUGAAGAAGAGAAAACUGAAUAUGACUUCAACUCAAAAGCUAUGAAUGCCAUAUAUGGAGCAGUAAGCGAAGACACAUUCAAACUAAUUGCCUCUACCCGCAUAGCCAAAACCGCGUGGGGUAUAUUGUGCAAUCAUCAUGAAGGAAACACAUCAGUAAGACAAUCUAAACUACAGAUGAUACAAACGGAAUUUGAAAAUCUAAAGAUGCAAGAAGAAGAAAAUAUCACCCAAUUUAGUGACAGGGUUUUGAGUAUCUCCGGAGAUGCAUUUAACCUAGGCGAACCUAUACCCGAACAUAGGAUCGUCAAAAAGGUACUACGCUCACUGCCUGGAAGAUUCCUAAUAAAGGUCACUGCCAUUCAAGAGAACAGGGAUUUGAAUACGUACAAGCUUAGCGAUCUAAUAGGAAAUCUUCAAACCUAUGAGCUUGAAAUGCUGCAAAAUCAGAAAAACAAUGGCAAAGGAAUAGCACUACAAUCCAAACAAGAAGAGAACUCAGAAACUGAUUCAGAAACUAUGGAACAGUCAAUUGCACUAUUGACAAAGAAUUUUAAUCGAGUCCUUAAAAAAUUCAACAAGUUUAGGAAUAAAAAUUCCUCAAACAACCAAGGAAAUUCCAUAGCCAAUCAAAAACCAUCAAAUCCAAAACGAAGAGACAAUACAAUUACGGAAGGAAUACAAUGCUAUGAAUGCAAAGGGUAUGGACACAUUCAAUCAGAAUGUGCCACAUAUUUGAAAAGAAAGAACAAAACAUAUAUAACAACCCUGAGCGAUGACUCAGAUAGUGAAGAUGAUGACACCAACACAAAUUUUGUGGCGUUCACUGCCAGCCAUAAAAGCAACACUAACGAUGACAUGCAAGAAUUACUAGAGGCAUACACUCAAUUAAAUGCCAAGUGGGAUAGAUUAUCAAGGCAUAUGACUGGAAAUCCAGAAAAUUUAGAGAACAUACAAUAUAAAAAUGAAGGAUAUGUUACCUUUGGAGAUGGAGGAAAAGGAAAAAUCGUUGCAAAUGGAACCCUAAAUGUACAAGGACUGCCAAAAUUGACAAAAGUCUUCUUAGUACAAGGGUUAAAAGCAAACUUGAUCAGUAUAAGUCAGCUAUGUGAAGAUGAACUUAAAGUGGAAUUCAAGACUCCAGGCACAAACAUGAGUGAGAAUCAUCAAACUGAGACACAGGAAGUGCACAACAACACUUCCGACAUCGAAGAAGAAUAA